Protopterus annectens (West African lungfish) is the source of this 2376-nucleotide messenger RNA. RefSeq lists its product as uncharacterized. Gene Ontology annotation, cellular component: membrane. The record is from RefSeq and is a predicted model, not a curated record. Gene Ontology annotation, molecular function: G protein-coupled receptor activity. The transcript is spliced from 6 exons. NCBI's taxonomy places the organism in Eukaryota, Metazoa, Chordata, Ceratodontiformes, Protopteridae. Gene Ontology annotation, biological process: G protein-coupled receptor signaling pathway. The coding region runs from base 1 to 2376 and encodes 791 amino acids.
AUGUUCGACCUAGCUAUGACCAGGUCAAAAAACAAACCAGUCCCUGAAGAGGCCAAGAGAGACUUGGAGAGAGCUGACCAGAAUACAAUCACGCUUAUUUCAAGAGCUGAGCUGACUGGUAAAAACAUGGAGAAGCAGAGGGUGCCCAGGAGCGAGGAAGAACAAGGAACAGUUGUAUUUUCAAUGCCCGAAAAACAUCAGGCCCUAAAGGAUAGAGUGGACUCAAUGAAACUUAAGCAAGAAAACAUGCUAGAUUAUGUUCAUAGAUUCUACGAGUCAGUUUUCUCACAGACUUCCCUAUCUAGAAACUUGGACACAAUUCGCAUAUUGCAAGCAAGGGCAUUAGCCAGCACCAUGUCACUGAUAACUGGACGCAAAGCAGAAGUACCAAAUUAUCGCUGUCGCAUUGUAAUUCCACUGGCUGCUGUGAUUGGUGAUGGGCCUCCUCAGAACUCCAUCCACAUGGCUCAGAUACUGUCACUGUAUGGUUAUCCUCAGGUUACGUAUUCUACCAAUCAAAAUGCCGAAAGUAGUAGCAGCCCAUCCUCAUCUACAUUUCUUGGGCUUGCUCAAGGUAUUAAAUUUUUUACUUUCUGUGUACUCCAUGUUUUGGCACAUUUUGGUUGGAGUUGGGUUGGCAUCCUGGCUGAAGAAAGUGAUUACGGCUCACAGUACAGCCACGGCAUAGAAGAACAGAUUUCCAGGUUUGGUGCUUGCCUUGCUUUUUCAGAAACCAUACCAGUAGCUUACAGCGAGAAGAGGACCCACCAAAUUAUAGACAUUAUUAAGAAAUCUACAGCAACUGUUGUUUUAGCAUUUUGCUAUGGAGAAAGCCUGCAGCCAGUAAUGGAACAGAUUGCAAGAAGCAACAUCACAGAGAAACUGUGGAUUGCUGUUGAUGGAUGGUUCUUCUCUGCUAUGUUUUCUAAAGGAAUAUUCUGGGAAACAUUAAACAAUACCAUUGGAGUUAUUAGCCACAGUGAAGAGAUACCUGGAUUUAAAGAUUACUUCACAUACAUCCACCCUUUUAGAUUUCCAAAUGAUAUUUUCAUUAAGGACUUUUGGGCAAAAAUGUUUAACUGUGAAUGGCAACAUUAUAGUAAAAAUCAGUCAGAUAUACCUUCUGAAACUGGACCGACUAUUUGCACAGGAGCAGAGAAAUUACUUGAACCCGGUGUUGAUUUUAUAAAUUAUAAUGUUUAUAAUUCGGUCAACAUUAUAGUACAAGCAUUACAGGAUCUGCAAAAAUGCAUACCAGGGAACGGGACAUUUAAAAACAGAACAUGUGCAGACAUGCAUCAGUAUGAACCAUGGCAGGCUCCCAUUUCUGUCUGCACUGAAAGUUGCUCUCCAGGAUACAGGAAAGCUGACCAGCGGGGACAACCAAAGUGCUGCUUCAUCUGUAUCCCCUGCUCAGAGGGUGAGAUCGCUAACCAGACUGAUUCAAUUGAAUGCCUAAGAUGCCUAGAUGAUCAUAUGUCUAAUGAAAGACGAGACAUGUGCCUUCAGAAGUCUGUGGAGUACCUCGCUUAUGAAGACCCCUUGGGUGCAGCACUUGCAAUCUUGGCCAUUCUUUUUGCACUGAUGCCUACAGCCAUUCUAAUAAUAUUUUCUCUUUACAAGGAAACCCCCAUUGUUAGAGCCAACAACCAAGAGAUCAGUUAUUUCCUUCUUGUUGGCCUGGUGUUGUGUUGCCUUUGUUCUUUGAUUUUCAUUGGCCAUCCAAAUACAAUGACUUGUGUAAUCCAGCAAACUGCCUUUGGGAUUGUAUUUGCAUUUUGUGUUGGCUGUGUGUUGGCAAAAACCAUUAUGGUGGUCAUAGCAUUUAAAGCUACAAAACCAAACAGCAGCCUGAGGAAAUGGGUUGGGCCUGCAUUACCUAUUACUGUCAUCUUCUGUUGUACACUGUCUCAGAUUAUUCUGUGCAUUGUCUGGGUACUGACAUCUCCUCCCUUUCCAGAAGCAAACAUGAAAUACCUGAGCACAAAAAUUAUAAUUCAGUGUAAUGAGGGUUCCAUUGUUGCUUUCUGGUGCAUGCUGGGAUAUAUGGGCUUGCUGUCUUGUGCUAGCUUUGUAACGGCCUUUCUAGCUAGAAAGUUACCUGAUAGUUUUAAUGAAGCUCAGUUCAUUACUUUUAGUAUGCUGGUGUUUGUCAGUGUCUGGAUCUCAUUCAUUCCUGCCUAUCUCAGCACAAAGGGGAAGUACAUGGUUGCUGUGGAGAUAUUUGCUAUUUUGUCUUCAAGUGCUGGUUUGCUCAGCUGUAUAUUUCUGCCAAAAUGUUACAUUAUUCUGUUGAGGCCUGAUAUGAAUACCAAAGAAUAUAUCAUGGGGAAAGGAGCCAACAGUAAUAAGACAACAAAACUAGUUGAGCAUUGA